Molecule: messenger RNA, 396 nt
Organism: Lobosporangium transversale
Lineage: Eukaryota; Fungi; Mortierellomycota; Mortierellomycetes; Mortierellales; Mortierellaceae
Exons: 1
Source: RefSeq, a predicted model, not a curated record
AAGACUUAUACCAUCUACCCCUCCAACAAAUACAAUCUCCCACCUCCGCCAUCAACCAUUAUACUUAAUGGCUUUGAUCUUCUCCAGCCUCCUGCACUGAUUCAAAACCGCCGGUUCUUUCACCCCUCAACCAGGCCUUUUUCUGAAGUGAUCGAGAGACUGACAUCCUCUCUUGCUGAAGCGCUCGAGCUGUAUCCACCAGUUACAGGAACGGUCCGUGCCGAUGAAGAGAAGGAUGAGGUCUACAUCGCACUGGAUCCUGCAAAUAUUCAAGGCACACCUUUUCUGAUCGAAACAAAAGAUACUCCAUUUGCUGGCGAUGCGGAUGAUAUAGCUCCUCGAAAUGAUCAGAUUCUUCCUCCACUUGCAAGUAUACUUGCUGUGAAAGUAACCCAG